UCAAAACGAUAAUCACCACACACCACCACCACCGUUUCCUACGGGCUCGUGGUACCUGAUGCCGGCUAUCUGGCUCGUCUGACUUUUAACUCAGAACUGGCUCCCGUUGGGCUCUGUACUUAUUUGAUUUCCGCCGUCUUACUGGAAUCCCCUCCCCCACCAACAGAGACCCCCUCUGCACAAUGCCGCGCGUGGCUAAUUCCAAGCACCGUCGCUCCAAUGGUGGCGCAUCCACCCCUCUCAAAAACUCACCCAUGAGGAUACCACUCAACGACGACAUGGGAGAGAAAGCAGCGCGCAUGGAGGCGCGCCAAGCUCGAUAUGACCGCCACAUGGACCAAAUCAAGGCUGCUGUCAAGACGCCUAUGCCGCCUCGACGACAUCCUGGACACGACCAUAGUGCCAGCAUGAGCCCCGCCACCCCUCGAGGCUCGGGGUAUCGAGGGCGAGAAAGUGAUGUGGGUGGACGCAGGGCAGUGACACCGAUGAAGCGCGUACCAAUCUUGGCCAACUUUGAAGAAUGGAUGAAAAUGGCCACCGACAACAAAAUCAAUGCUAACAACUCCUGGAACUUCGCACUGAUUGACUACUUCCAUGAUAUGUCAUUACUCAAGGAGGGCGAUGGUGUCAACUUUCAAAAGGCUAGUUGCACGCUGGAUGGUUGCGUCAAGAUCUACACUAGCAGAGUAGAUAGCGUGGCGACGGAGACAGGCAAACUACUAAGUGGCUUAGCCGACAGUCGCGACAAGAGAGCUCGCGAGACCGGAGCCGAGGGCGGCGAUGAAGAUGGGGCAGACGAGGACGAGGACGGAGAAGAAGGUGCCGCUCGAAAAUCAAGGAGAAAGGCACAGCGAUCACACGAAGCUACAUUAGCACCAUCCUUCUCCUCGCUCCAAUUGAAAAAAUUUGAGCUCGAAUUCUCAGUUGACCCAUUGUUCAAGAAGGCCUCCGCUGAUUUUGAUGAAGGUGGUGCCAAAGGGCUACUUCUGAAUCACCUAUCUAUUGAUGGGCAGGGACGCAUAGUGUUUGAUAGCAGUGAUGAUGCGGCCGCGGCAGCUGAAGCAAGUUCAAAGGAUGCAGACGAUCAGGAGGCGGAAUCACAGGAACCAGAACUACCAUCAUCACCGUCUUCGGCCAGAAAAACAGCAGACAACAUGUUUGAGGACAAUAUGGAGAUAGAUAUGGCUCCCCUGGCGGAACGGUUUUUCCCAAACUUGGACCUCGUGGACAAUCAGGACAUUUGUCCCUCACUGAAGAACUUUGAUCUCGGCGAUCCAAGCGGCUCGUUAGACAUCCCUUUCUUGAAGGCAUCCGAUGACUGGCGGCAUGAGAGAGGCCAAGAGGAGGCGGGUCCCGUGAAUGAUGCAUCUGGUAUCAUGCUGGAUGAUGACAACGCAGUCGGGUUCGACGACGACGACGAUGAUGAUGGCACGCUGGCUGGCUUCGAUCUAGGCGGAGAUGCUGGCUUUGGUGAGGGUGGUGAGGUCUGGGCUCGUGAAGCUGCUUUGGAGCCCAUGCUGAAAGUGCAUCGUGUUGAUCGAGAAGGCGAGGAUAAUGCAGAUGGCGAAGAUAUGGACCGCGAUGAUGGUGAUGCCUAUGCUAUCUCUUUGACCCACCAGCCAGACAACAGGGAUCAUGAAAACAUUCUCAGCUACUUCGACAAUGCCCUACAGAAGAACUGGGCAGGGCCGGAGCAUUGGAAGAUUCGCCGGAUUAAGGAGCAUGCCGCUGCAAGUAACGCCAACGUCGCGCCGAAGCAACGUAGGGAAAAGGAACCUUUCGAGAUUGAUUUCUCUACACCACUUGAUACCACUAUCGGGGAACUGAUCUAUAUGCCCGCCAGCUCGAAUUCCACAAUAUCUCUGCCUAAAACACAAUGGAAAAUAAAGGGUCGUAACCUUCUUCCGGAUGACAAGCACUUCAAUUCACGACAGUUGCUUCGCCUCUUUCUCAAGCCAAAAGCGAGGUUGGGAUCCAAGAGAUUCACGGUUUCAAAGCGAUUUAACCACCGGCGACAUGAUCAAAACUCGGGCAAUGGGGAAAUGGACGAGGCAUUCUGGGCAAAUCACAAACCGGAGGAUGUUGCCGCUUCCGACGAGGGUGUUCCAGGGGCAUAUGACGCCAACUUCUUCGCGGAUGAUGAUGGCCUUGCAUUCCCGAACGGUUUCGACGACGACGAUGACGAAAACCUCCCAUUCGCUGAUGCUAGAGAAAUGCUUUCCCCGCCCGCGGAUGGAGGUCCAGGUGCAUCUGUAGGAGAGUCUGCGGGAACAUCAGGCCUUCCCGCACUCCUUAACAUUAUGGGGUCAGUCCCUGGCUCCACAUUGCCAGUUGGUGCUGGAGGAUUUGGAUCGCAACUAGUAACGCAGGGCGGUCGUCGGGCACGUCCCGAGUAUGUCGCUUAUGCUCGAGUGGCUAAGAAGGUUGAUGUGCGUCGGCUAAAGCAGGAAAUGUGGAGGGGCAUGGGAGAGCGGCUGAUAACAACAUCCUCGUUUGAUACACCCCAUGAGGCAGAUACCGUACCCAAUGCCACCGAGGAAGCUACCCCUCAACACCCCGAGACCGAGGCGCAGCCGAUUCCAGCGUCUACACCAAUGGGUAAAGGCCAAGAGGAUGUUUCUGCGGACAGUACGCUUCGAUUCACACAAAUCAUGAACUCACUUCAAACGGUUUACGCCCCGGAGAAGCUACGCGACAUUAGCACGUCUUUUGGUUUCAUCUGCCUGCUCCAUUUGGCUAAUGAACAAGGUUUGGUUUUGCAGAAUGAUGAUGGCCCUAGCAGCCUUGGUGCUGGAAGGCUGGAAGAGAUCUUCGUUACUAAAGAUGCAAAUGCAAUCCUUGACGAAGGCAAUGCAUGAAGGGAGAGUUUGAUCGGUAGUACUACCACAUGUACAAGGCCGAUCACCGCGAUAUGAGGUAAUGCUGAUUAUUUCUGUUACAUGCUUGGGUCUCGUGGUCAUAGGCGUUCUGGAUGGAGGAUUCUUUCGUUCGGAAAUGGGCCGGCUGGCUCUACCGGUAUGCUGUUUUUGCGAUGCAAUAAUUCAAUGAAAAAAUAAGCUUACAUCUCGCGGCUAUCUUAUUGGCUGCGUUUUCUUGUCUUCCUUGUUUCAAACAUCAAAUAUUUUAGGAAAUUCCGGGAU
Molecule: messenger RNA, 3140 nt
Organism: Aspergillus japonicus CBS 114.51
Lineage: Eukaryota; Fungi; Ascomycota; Eurotiomycetes; Eurotiales; Aspergillaceae
Product: condensin subunit BRN1
Exons: 3
Coding region: 183-2858 (891 amino acids)
Biological process (GO): mitotic chromosome condensation
Cellular component (GO): condensin complex
Molecular function (GO): chromatin binding
Source: RefSeq, a predicted model, not a curated record